UAUCAACAAAGAUGGUAGAUCAGGCACUGACUGAACGCUAAACAGAUAAACUUUUUUAUUACCAUGUAGAUCUUUAUUGUCGAACCAGUCCUGUGCCAGACGUCCUACUACCAAGAUUAUGCUUUUUCUGCCAAUCUGUUGUGCCGCUGAAGGAAGAAAGCAGGGCAGCUUAGUUCUUUUUGAAGGGCUAUGAAUUUCAGCUCGUCUUCGGCAGCCGCUAGCAACGAUGGCAUCAACAACUCUUUCCAAAGACUCUCUGUUACUCAAAUUGCCCCAACGGACAUAAAAAAGAACAUUUGGACUCUCAAAAAAGCGUUCAAAAGUGUAAGUUUAACCAGAAAUUCGUGCUUGAAACCUCAACAUGUUCCCGGCAGCUUUGGGCAUUUUGAGCAAGGUGUUCCUUUGUGCGAGAUUUUCACCGAUAUCGGCCAGAAAUUUCUUGAUCGCUCAAAGAUUGUUUUGGCGAGAGAGUGCCUGGUACGCCUUGAAUCUUCCGCUAAGUUUGUACAAGAGCUAGAAGAAACAGUGGAAAAGUAUAUGGCCUAUUUAGAUGGUGAAAUGCCAAUUCCAAGCGAGUUCCCAUUCAAAGUUGAAAGAUUUCACGACAUUUGCCAUGCAGCAAAAACACAAUGUAUGUACCGACUGGCGAUAAGAAAACUUAUCUUUUCCGAUCCAUGGCUUCGCAAAUGUGUGCCAGACAUGCUGGAGGACUUGGAAGUGGUGAAUAAAGCGCUCUCGCAAUUAGCAGAUACGAGUAUAUCGCUCAUUUCAAUUAUUUUAUCGUGCGUGUUGCGCCUUGCCGAAAAAUGCAAAUGGUGGUUGAGUCAGCAAGGUUUAAGUGCUGUUUGCCAGGGAAUUGAAGAUUUCAAUCGCCUUUUUGAGUACACUAGAAAUUUUCAGAGCGACGAAAGAGAACUUUUAAGUGUGAGCGAGAUUAGAAAUUUUGUGCAGUCGAAGGGUCGAGAAACUGCAGUUUCAACUACAGCUGUUUCUAGUGUUUGUUUAUUGUCACUGAACAAACUUUUGAAUGGCGUUGCUUGUGAACGUUCUCGUAUUUUGGCCGGUCACGUUUAUGAAUUGGUAAGCGAACAUCAGGAGGUUACUCGGACGUUAAAGUACGACUUUGCUACAAACUUCGAAUGGAAAGACUUUGGGGUGGUAUGUACUGGAGGGAAUGUAAGACUUGAGGGAGGUACACUCAAAAAUGGAGUGUUGUCAGUGUUAAGCCGCAACCAAAUCCCACUCCUGAAACUCGAGCCAGACUCUCCAUUGCUUUCAUUUGAUUCAGAGGAGCAGAAGUUUUUCAGUAAUUUAAUAUCACAACUUGCUACCUCAACAACACUUAUCUUAAGCCGCCAUGUUAGUGGUGAGAGGAAAAAUGUGAUUCAGUUGCCGCCAUUAGAGCAGCUGACCUCAAGUUCAAGGAGUGAAGAUGCUGAUCUGCAGGGGACAUCAACAGCUGAGGAGGCUGGAGGGUCAACAAGUUCAUUACUGCACCAUCAGGAGGGUCAUGGCAUUCUCAGGCACAGCUCAAGUCCAGGAUCACCCAGACUCAACAAGCGUGUUCAGUGGAACGCACCCUUAGACUCUGAAACAACAAAGCAGUUACAUUAUGAUUAUAGCACUAUGCUUUGGGCCAGUUUUGGAGAGCAGCUGGUGGCACUGAUGGCAGAAAAUCAAGAAUCUAUAGGCAACUUAACGCAAAAUGUGGCCUUGGGUCCAUUGUUCUUGUGGUCUGAUUUUCUUUUGAUGGUUGUUGUUCGCAUGAUGGAGUCACUACGUCUGUCAGGUAAGUUUGAAAGAGUACAGGGGACAUCUGAGAAGUAAAGGAAGGUUUGAAUAAGAAAGUAGAGGGGAAAAAAAACAAGGAGGAAAACAUUUCCUUUACUAGCAGUUUAUCCAGAAUAUGAAAAUACAAACUGUUGAGUUAUCUUGAAUGAAGAAAUUAUUAAUUUUUGCUUGAAAUGUAUGCAAUUAUACCCAAAUGUGUGAUAAAUGUAGAAAAUGGUAAAAUGCCUUAUAAGCCAUUAUAAUGUACCAAACCUUUUGCUUGCCUUUUUCUGCAUAAUUGUUCCAGCUGUUGAAUAAAGAUCAAAGCUCAGAAAACUGUUUGUAUACAGACCCAUCAGUCUCCUCUUUCAUAUUCUCAAACAGGAAUGGAUGUGUAAAGAUGACUUUUUUCUUAACUUGGAAAUAAUUUUGGCCUCAUAGUGGAUAAAUUUCUCUUUUUUUAAGACCCCCAAGAUAUUUUGUUUUUCCUUCUUUGGGGAAACAUCAAUUUAGUUUUAGUUACUUCCUUCCCUCUGAGUCUAAAGCCAUUGAAAACUUCAUGUAAUAGUAAUUAAUUAAGCAUUGUGUUAAAAUCUACAUUUAUGCCAAUGAAAAUCCUAUCAUGUACAUUUUGUUGUAUCUGCAUAUGGUGUUCUUGAGUGAUAUCUAUCACAUCAGCUAUCACUGCUUUUGUAAAAUUUACAUUUGUGGUCAAAUCCUUAAUUGAUCAGUGUGAGGAUUUUGCUCUCAUAUUUUUUUGUAAUUAAGAUUGGUCUGCAACAAAUGGAUUAUUAUUUUUUUCAAAACUCUAUGAAUUACAUCUAUGAAUUGGUCAAUACUUCGGUUUUAAAAUGCCAAAAAUUUAUAGCUCAUUUCUGACGUCACACUGCAAUCACUAGCAAACCUAAUAUUUUAAAAGUGAAUGGUUUUUAAAUAGUAAUUGUUAGCUAGAAAGAAAUUAGACUUCUCCUUUUUUCUCUCAGGAUUAAUUAAAUUUCUUUUUUUGAAUGUAAGUUGCAGAUGUAAAUUAAGUUACAAUUUUAAUAUAAAGUAACAUGAAGUUUUUUAUUUAUCGUCUUUGUGUGACAAGAUGUUAAUGGAUACACCAGCUGUAAUGACGGAAAUUUGUUUGAUUUGAGGAAAUUCUGCCUCGUGCAAAAUGAGAAUAAAUUAUUACCUUUUAUAGUCCAGGGGAUAGGUCCUUAUUUAUAUUGAACAAUGACCUUUAAUUUACAGUGCAAUAUCAUUGCAAAAAAUAUGAUGAUUCAUCCUUAUCAAGAAAUGCUUUAUUUAUCAAGUUGCAUGAUUCAUUUGAAGUCAUUUCUGAAAAAUUACAUGCUUGUACUUUUUCUGCAAGCUGGGCCUGAUGUUUAAUAUGAUCAUAAUAAAUUAAUUUUUUAAUUCAUCUAGAUUUUAUUUUAUAUCUUCCCUUGAUUUUGAUGCAAUAGAUUUAUUUAUUUUUGUUGUUUGUGCUUGUUAUUUGCAUAGUGCCUUUUGGCUUUGUCAGUAGAGCUGAAAAUGUUAAUUAAUUCAUUUUUGGUUGAAUCACAAUUCUAAGAGAUGUUGUUAAACAGCUGGAUUUACAGUGCAACUAGGCAAAAUUUGCUUAUUAUGAAUGCAGUUAUUUUUCUAGGUGGAUCCUGGUAGAACCAUGUCCACUGCUUAUUUAAUGUGUUAGCUGGUUGAAGAUUAAAGUUUUUCCUUGUAUAGUUCUGGGUGACAUAACCUGUUCUAUCCUUUCCAUGAAUGAUUUCUUGAAAUGUUUGUACAAAUUAUUGAACAUAAUGUUCACUGGUUGUUUCAUGUAUGAUAAAAUGGCUCCACACAUGGCUGUAGUGAGCCAAAUAUAAAUUUUAAAGGAGGAGAAUUGUUUUAUUUUUCCUUUCUGUUCACAGGCUGUUUGCCACCAGCUGGUACUAGUCCCCUUCAAGCUGUAAGCUGCUAUCUUCAUUGUCUGGCCUCUGCAUCAAGCUGGGAUUCAGGUAAGAUUAAGAUCUGCUGAUCUUCUCUGUGUGCACAUAAACAUUGCCCUAAAAGCUCUUCAAUAAAAGUAGCAAUAGUUUCUAUAUUAUGUGCAACUCUGCACCACACAAUUAAAUUAGUGACAGUCCUAAAGGUUCUUGUAUCUGUUCAUUACUAGGUUUCAUUUCAUUUGAAACUGAUAGUUAAUUUAAUAAUUGCUUCUCUUACCUUGCCUUCUACUGUGACCAGUUCUGAAGUUAUUGCAUUUUUUUCUCAUUAGCUUUCAGUGGUGUUCUUGGUUCCUGUCUGUCUGACAAAUGCCGCAUGGACAGUGAACUUACAGACAGCAUCCCAGGUACACAGACAGCACAAUCCAUAGUUAGUCUCUUGGAUCCACUUGAAAGCAUUUUUGAAAUGGCAGGUUACUGGAAACGAUCAUCUAGCCACUUGGAACCUCAUGCCAAUAGAAGUGCCAGAGCUCUAACACUGUCAGUUUUUCCCAGUCUGUGCCGCUUUCAUUCGUUGCUGUCCUUUGGAUUUAACUGGUUUGAUACCAAAAUACAUCAUUUUUUAUCCUUAUGGUCCCUUGAGCAGUUUCUGCUUCUGACGCAGUGGGACUUACCACUUUUUCUACAGUCAGUGAAGAAGACAUUUUUCCUUGUACAGUCACUGAGUGCAGUUCACAGUGAUAGCAUCAGUUGGAACUCUCUUUCUGUACAGUACAGUCUUUUACAGGAGCAAAGAAGCAACUUGGAGGUCAGUUCUUGUCAUUUCCUUGAUGUGAAAUGUCAUAAAUGUUGUCCAUCUUCAACAUUUUCUUUAUUAUUGUCAUAUAGUGCUUAGCAAUCAAGUGUGUCUGAUUGCCCUCAGCCACCAUCUUAGAGUACUUUGUUAAGUCUGCACAAAGGUGUUAUGGAUUCACUUGAAAAUGUUUCAAGUUGCUAGGUGGUUUCUGAGACUGGCAGGAAUAAGUUCUUUAUACUUCGUGCCAAGAUCUGGUAGUUGCAUGUAUUUUGAUUGUGAUGUGCUCUUUGCAAAACCUGUGAUUUUUCUGUUCACUAGGGUUUAUUGAAGAAGUCAUGGGUUCUGUUCUCAAGAGAUCUGACGAAAAUUUCAACAGAAUUCUUUCAGGAGGCCAUGCCUGUUGGCAAGAGUUGGAAGAAGAGUCGCCACUCUGGUAAAAUUAAUGGAACCCUAACCCUAACCUUACUUCCAUCAUUUGAAACUAAAAUCACCCUCCACUGGGAUUAACUGUUUAGGCCACAACUAGUUUAGGCUGAAGUGGUCAAAAUCUCCCAACAGAAUAUUUUCUGAUGUUAUUCUUUUUCUUUUCUUUUUUUUUGCCUUAAUUCAUGGUAAAAGCUGUGAUCACAUUUCUACGCAUUCACAAGUUCAGGGGAAACACAGUAUAGUCGAACCUCAAUUAUCCGGACUCAUCGGGACCUCGGUAAAUAGUCUGGAUAAUCGAGAGUCUGGAUAAUCAAAAAUAUGAAUAUUAAUGAGAUAGAAAUGUGAAAUAAUUAUCUGCUUAUCUUUAAUCAAUAGAACGGCUAGCUUUUGCUUCAUAGGCAUGUUUUUUAUUUGAGUUUACAAUUGAUCGCUCAUGUGUUUACAUAACCCAUGCAGAAGGAACUAAUCAAGCAUGAAAUUCCCUUGGCAACAAAACAAUUGAGCCAACCAUAUUUUCGCUGAAUGCAUCAGAAUAUUUCUUUGUCUCGUCGCACUUUCAAAUUUUGAAAAGCACACAGGAUAAUAUGCUGUUUCAACAGUCUUUUGAAAGAAUCAUUGGGCUUUUUGCGACUUUGAGUUUUCAAGAUCACAACUAAUUAAUAUUCAUGGGAAAUUGGGACCAGAGAAGAAAGUCCAGAUAAUCAAAUAGUCCGGAUAAUUGGGGUCCAGAUAAUCGAGGUUCGACUGUAGUCAAUUUUUGUCUUUUGGUGUGAUUCCCAUGGCUUUUUGCUGAUUUGCAUGCUUAUGAAUCCAUCUGUUUUUGGUUGUCUCAUUUUGGUUUGAUGACAACUGAAAAAAUUAAUCAACCAGAUGAACUAAGAAAAUUCUUUUUUCCUAGCUUAAUACAGAAAACCCAGCCAACCCUAACAGUUGUUCUCAAGAGAGCCAGACUUAAUAGCAUGACUUAAUUUUGAUGAUAUCUCAUUUUCUCUUAUGACUUGUUUUGUAAUACUUAUAAUCAGGGAUUCCUCAUCAGCGGAGCCAAUAUGUAGAACACGCAGUGUUUCAGAUUUUGGAACCAGUUGUAGAGAGCUCCAUGGGUUUGUCUUUUGAAAGUCGACUGAAUGUUCUGACCCUUGUUGUCAACACCAUGAUGGAAUCAUGGAGUGAUUUCAUUCUCAAAGAGGAAAUUGUUUUUAGGUAAGAAUUUGUAGUAUAUGAUGGCCUUUUCACUAGCAUUUCAGAAAGAAUGUGUUUAAAUGCAGAUAUCUCUGGAAAAAGACAACCAGCCCCACCCCACAGGGCUUCAUGUUAAACCUUGCUUUAAAGAUCAGGCUAAAGUAACACAAAAACUGACGAGUUGGUGAGACAACAAAAGUGAAAAAUAGCUGGAAAAGAGAGGAACAUUUUCAGUUAUCAGUGAUCAUUGUUGAAUUUUCCUUAUGCAUAGCCCAGGCUGGAAUUAUUGAGUAGAUACUCUGAUUAGGAGCUUUGAAACUGGCUUAAUAGCUUUCUUUUGAUUCAUUGUCUAAGCUCCUUCAUUGUACAAUCAGUUGCCAGUCAAUUGUGGUAUUGAUUACAGAGGAAGUCAGCAAGUGAAGAAUUUAUUUUUCUUUUCAAAUCAAUUCCACAGCUUUUAUGGUGCCCAGCAGCUUAGCUUAGAUUUUGGUUACAUCAAAGUAUGGAUUGCGUCUGACUCAAGCAACCUCUCAUCUGAAAUUCAGUCACACCUCCUGAAGUUAGAUGUGUUUCGGCAUCUUGAUGGUGCUAUCCGUCUGCUGAUGUUGCAGCCAAGGAAGAAGAAAUCAACUGUUGAAGAUAAUGAUGGGGAAUUUGAAUCUAAUGCUAGUACCAUGAGUAGUAGUUCAGUUCUGUCAUCAUUAUCAGGGGUGGAUAUUGAUGCAUAUGACAUUGAUGUCCUCAAUGACAAGACAAUUCCUAACAGGCAGAAGUGGUUGGAUCUACGUCUGCGAGGAGGAAAAUCUAAGAAAGGGUUAUUGCCAUUUUGCUUGAAGGUGCAAGAAAUGAAAUGAGCAUCUACUCAUAUUUAUUGUGAACCAAAUUGCAGAUCCAUUCUACUCUUGAAACAAAAUGGAAGAAUGAUGAUGACAUGCAUUUAUUCAUUGUUCAGGAAAGUUUUUAAACUGAAUGAUAUUUUAAAAUUAUCACAAAUGAUUAUUGUUAAAUAUGUUUACCCUUUCAUUUCUGAAAUGUUAUUAAUUGGAUGUGUAGGCAGAUGAAUUUAUGCAGCCUUUGAAAUCAGGCUUUUGUGAAAGACAUGUUGUACAAAAGAAACCAUUCACUCUUCAAGAGAUGAUGAAAAAGUUAAGUCAUAACUUAUUUUUAGAGCUAACUGGCCAAGUUGGUUAUACUUCUGGACAUGUAAUAUAUUUUAGAACCACAACUUCGUGUAUUGUUGUAUACUGUUUCUGAUGGGUUAUUUGGCCAACAUAUGAAAAGAGAAAAUGGCCACUGAUUCAGCUACAAAAGAAUUGGAUUACAAUAACUUAAACAUGAGAUGUAUUGAAUAUUUAAGUCCCAGAGGAAAAUGUUGCAAAUAAUAGAGCAUAAUACUGUGUCAGCAAGGAGAAAUUCCUCAAGCUUAGAAUGCUCAGAAGAAACUGAAACUAUUUAAAGCUAGUAAAAUGUUUAAUUUACAAGAAGUUUAUUUACCUUUUAAGCUAAUGAUUUCUUAAGUUGGAUAUGUUUUCACAAAUUAUUUAAGGUUUUUUUUUUUCAAAAUUAAGAUCCUGUAGAAGGGUCAGGAAACUGUUGCAGUAAAUGUUAUAAAUUAGAGCAGUGGUUAGCUAAUGUACUUUGCAGACCUGUGUAUUGCUUUUCUCGAAGGCAAGUCAAGGAAUCAAGAAUGCUUGCUUUAACAUAAUAAUUAAUGGUGUAAUUAUAUAUUGUUGUAUAAAAGUUGUCAGGA
This is a messenger RNA of Pocillopora meandrina, 7831 nucleotides long. The record is from the annotation of a GenBank genome assembly. NCBI's taxonomy places the organism in Eukaryota, Metazoa, Cnidaria, Anthozoa, Scleractinia, Pocilloporidae.